AUGAGUUCCUUUAUAGAAGAAUAUAGAAGAGAUGCAGGCUUUCGAAACGUUAUCCAAUUGGCAAUUGGAUUUGGAUUUAUUUAUUUUGGAUUGAGAACGACCCAGAGCUAUACUGUCCCUCUUUUAGGAAACCUGGGUUCUCUGUCUCUUUCCAUUGCAUAUUUUGGCUAUGCAUUCGCAAAUCUCUUUGUACCUUCCAUGGUAUCCGCCUUUAAGAACGAACGUUUGGCUAUGGCAUUUGCCUCUAUGGAAUACCCCAUUUAUACCUACUUCUUCGUUUACGUUAUUCCAUGGGUGUGCAUUAUCUGGUCGGUUGUGCACGGAUUUGCAGCUUCCGUAUUCUGGGCAUGUCAAGGUGUGUAUCUAUCUACGAAUUCCACCGAUGAAAAUCGGGGUCGUCGUGCAGGAAUAUUCUGGAGUAUCUACAUGAUGGGCGCUGUGUUUGGCAAUCUCUGCGUGUACAUCAUCACCAAGUUCAUGGACAUCCAAGCCGGUGGAGGUCCCGGCUGGAACGGCUCCACUUCCAUUCUCUUCAUCUUCCUUGGCACCGUGAGUAUCUGCGGCCCGUGGAUCCUUUUCCGCUUGAAACCCGCUCAAGAUCCCAUGGAACGAGCCACCGGACACACGAUUUUGCAAGACCUCACCAGCGUGAUGAAGCUCCUCUUCACUCCCAAAAUGCUCUGCUUGGUGCCUCUCUUCCUCUGCCUGGGCUUCCAAUCGAUUUUCGUGAACAGCAUGUACAAUCGGCAGAUCGUCAACAAGGGCGACAUCUCGCUGUACAUGAUCAUCUACACCAUCGUGGAGGUCACUGCAGGGUAUAUUCACGGUUGGUUCAUCGAUCGCAUCGGACUGUUCCCGAUGUUGAUCGUGUACUUGAUUAUCGGUGGAUGCUCGAUGGCACUGGCCUACCUAGCGAAUUCCACGCAGAAUCUUUUGUUCAUCCCGCUGUAUAUUCUGUUUUCGCUCACUGAUUCCGGAUUGCAGACAUUCGUAGGCUUGGAGGGAGGAACCAUUAAGUGUAGUGUCUGA
This is a messenger RNA of Blastocystis hominis, 1029 nucleotides long. RefSeq lists its product as hypothetical. NCBI's taxonomy places the organism in Eukaryota, Bigyra, Opalinata, Blastocystidae. The coding region runs from base 1 to 1029 and encodes 342 amino acids. The transcript has 5 exons. The record is from RefSeq and is a predicted model, not a curated record.